AUGGGCCAACUACCUCUGCCUCGGGUCACACCCUCACGUGCAUUCACGCAUACGGGCAUCGAUUACGCUGGACCACUCACACUCAAAACAUGGAAGGGAAGAGGAGCCAAAACUCAUAAAGGGUGGAUUUGUGUAUUUGUCUGUCUCACCACAUCUGCAGUUCAUUUAGAAGUUGUUUCAGACUACUCAACGGAUGGAUUCAUCUCAACGUACAGAAGAUUUGUCUCAAGAAGAGGCAUCCCUCAUUCAUUGUACUCUGACUGUGGCACAAACUUUGUCGGAGCAGAGAAAUCACUCCAGGCAUUGUUCACAGAGAGUUCUCAAGAUAACCGGCGCAUCUCAUCUCUGCUUGCUCAAGAUCGCACUCAAUGGAUUUUUAAUCCACCAGCUGCUCCGCACAUGGGUGGCAAAUGGGAAGCAGUGGUAAAAUCACUCAAACACCACUUGCGUCGUACCAUAGGAGAGACGUUGCUCACAUUCGAAGAAACGACAACCCUGCUUGCUCAGAUUGAAGCGAUCUUGAACUCACGACCUCUCGAACCACUCAGCGACGACUCAGAUGACAUCUCAGCGCUCACCCCAGGACACUUUCUCAUCGGAAGUGCUCUCACAUCAGUACCUGAGCCGUCACUGAAGGACUUAGCCACCUCAAGGUUAUCCCGAUGGCAAUUCAUACAACAGCGAGUACAGCAAUUUUGGUCUCAAUGGUCAGCUCAAUAUCUGCAACGACAACAAGCAAUCUCGAAGUGGCAUCACCCAUCCAACGAAAUACAAGUGGGCUCAUUGGUUCUCAUCACCGACGAGAGGCUCCCGCCAUGUAAGUGGCCAUUAGCCAGAGCCUCCUCCCUGAUGCCAGCCAAGGAUGGACUCACCCGCGUGGUGACCCUGAAGACACCCACAACGACACUCACCAGACCAAUCACCAAGCUGGCACCGCUGCCCAUUGCUCAUCAAGGCCAAGCUCAACCUCCGUAG
Vollenhovia emeryi is the source of this 975-nucleotide messenger RNA. RefSeq lists its product as uncharacterized. The transcript has a single exon. Lineage: Eukaryota; Metazoa; Arthropoda; Insecta; Hymenoptera; Formicidae. The record is from RefSeq and is a predicted model, not a curated record. Gene Ontology annotation, molecular function: nucleic acid binding. Gene Ontology annotation, biological process: DNA integration. Bases 1 to 975 code for a protein of 324 amino acids.